CGAGCAGGUACAUGGUUUAGUGUGUGUGACAACAGAAAGAAAGGUUAUUAAACAGUGUUACUGUCAGCCUGGACUGAAGAUUGCAGCAAGCCUCAUCGUCAUGUGUGAGAGCACCGCGGUUCCGAGCGGGGAAGUUUACCGGCAGCUGUUCGACGCUCAGGCUCAGCUGUCCAGAUCUCUUCUAGCCGGAUGCAGAGACACCGGGACAAAUUGUCUGUCUGCUGUGGACAGCAACACACACUGCAGCACAGCCAGCAGUAGAAGGCAGCAGGCGGAACACAAUGAUGAUGAUGAUGAUGUCAUAGAUGAUGUCGGCAGACUUCCAGAUGCCGUGGUUGUUGAUCAUCCCAGCUCUGACAUCAUUGAACGUCUGACAGAGAAAAAAAUUCAAAAACAUCAAGAGGCUCUCAAACAGCUGGAUUCAGACCUGAGCCAGCUGUCUCAGGCGUGUGAGACUCAGGUGAAGGCCAUCAGUCAGGAGCUAUUGUCCAGUCUGCAGGAGGUGGAUCUCAGAUUGGACACCCUGAAAGUCAGAAUGAAUCAGCUGGAAGAUCUGGAAGAUGUCAGUAUGCAGGAGAUCCACGGUCUUUGGAAGAAGGUAGAGGAAGACGUGAAGCUGAAGAAGACCACUAUCGUAGAACUUAACCUCAAACUGACUGAAACUGAAAAACAACGUACUGACCCGAUCAGAGCUAUUAUCAGGAAGUACUACCGUGUGUUGGAGCAGAUCAGUUUCCUGCAUCCAUCUGACAUCCACAGGCUGAUCCACACUGAAGCUACAAUGCUGAAUCAGUCUAUGCUAGCAAACCGUCGCAGCAUUGCCCGACUGCUGCUGCUCCUCCAGGAGGAAAAUCUACAUAAGGAGUCGAUCCUUCGUCGGCACUGGGAGGACUGUCUGAGUCACUGGAGAAGGAAAAGAGUCCACAGAAUUGUAGAUCAGUUCAGAGGUCUCUGCAGCAGGAAUGAGGAUCAGCAGCUGGCCUCAGUUCAGCAGAUAAAACUAACCCAGCAAGAUCUGACUGAACGGCGCCGUGACAUCAUUAACAAGAUCAGCUCUCUGGUCCCACCCACCUGCUCCAAAGCUUUGGUGUCUGAUUGGUUUGACCAACUAACAGAUGUCAAUCAGCAAAUUGAGCAUUUCCACACUGAGCUUCUCCAUCAGCUGCGUUGCUGCUUUGAACAGACAUGGCAGAAUCGGCUGGCGGAGGUGGAGCGCUGUAAGGAAGUCCUCUCAUCUUUGGAAUUGUCAGAAGAGGAAGUGAAUGACAUCAUCAACUCACAGCUUCUCACAGUGAUUGGAGCACAGCAGAAUCAGGAUGAAGAGCAGCUGGCCGCUUUAGAUGUGAGCAGUGACUCUGUGGCCCGUCAUGCUUUCAGUCUAAGUAGAAGUGUAUUUGUUGUCAUGCGAGCAGCAGCAUUGCUGUGGGAGACACAUUGCCAAAGAUUAGAGAGGAGAGAUGAAAAACUACAACAAGACCUGAAUGAUCUCAGAUGCUCACAGCAGCAGCACUUACAAAAACGGAAGAUGCAAAUGGAUGACCUGUUAGGAGGACUCCGUCAAGAGAGCAGUGAGGAUGCUCUGAAGACAUCUCUGGACAAAACUAUCGGUUACUUGCAGCAGAUUAAGCACAGUUGCAAUCAAUUUGUCAUUGAUCAAUGGACCCUGUUGAAUCUUCACCCAUCGUGCUGUUUGGAGGAGCUUGUCUCCUACAGCAGGAACCUCAGCUCCUUCUACCACCUGAGUCACACCUACCAACCGAGUCCAGGGGAUUUGGAAAAGCUUGUCCAACCAUCUAGCGGCCGAUCCAGCCCAUACCUGGAAACCAGCUGGCAGAUUGAAAGUCCUGAAACUUCACACAGCUCUCAAAAUUGGCUAAUUGAGGCAGGGUCCAUCCUGAAGGAGAUCUGUGAUUUCAGCAGCUCUGUCACCUUUACCUCAUCAAAAGAUGUGGUCUACUCAGCUCCUGUCUUCAGAUGUUCCACUCCCAACCUGCCAGUCAACCUGGAGUGGGAGACACACCUGAGCUUAUUUCCUGUGGACCUCCUCCUGGACUCACUGAGCAGGUCCCGGACUCUGUUCUUGAACCACCUGGAGCAGCAUUUCCACAAUGUGCUCAGUUUAGCGGUUUCAAUGGUGAGAGACAGGAAGGAGGCGGUGCGCUCAGAGCAGGAGCUCCAACUCCAGCAGCUGAGCCCCCGACAUAUCAAGACCCAUAUAUACGAGCCCCGCAUGGCUGAGCUACAGCUCCACAGACAGCAUGUGGACACCCACUUUGAGGGUGUGUUGGACCUGUUGACCUCCUGUAGGAUGGAAUUGCAAGACCUGCAGGCCUCCAUAAAGAAAAAGAACAUGGAGCUUAUGGUCACUUUGUCCAACAUUGAGGCCAACAUCCAAACAGCCAGCAGCAGUCAACAUUGGGAGGCUGCUAGCACCACACUGCAGGACUGUCUGCAUGGACACAUCAAAGAAACGCAGGACUGGCUGACCAACUUCAGACAGACAGUCAUGAUAAGAAUGGAGGAGGGCAGAAACAAAACAGCACAACUCCUCAGCUCCUUCAGGCUGUUCAGUGAAGGAGGAGAUUUUGCACCUCAGGAGCUAAAGAUGUUUCAGAGAAGGGUGAGGGAGGAAACUAAGCGUAUCAGCACAACUGAGGAGUCCAUCUACUCUGCUCUUGAGGCUUUUGAAUCCAGGAGCUUACAGAAGGUGAAAGAAGUGUCGGCUCCCUUGGAAGAGAAACUGUCCUUUUUGAAGUCUGAGGUGAAAUUUAUUGAGGACGCCCAGAAAAUGAUCACCAGCACACAAGUUCACAUCAAAGCUGAGGCUGCCAGAAGUAACCACCAGCAGACUGUUAUCAGCAAAAGACUGGAGGACCUGAGGAAGAUGUUGGAUGACACACAGCUGUCUCCAGAUCAGGUUUGUUCCUUCCUGUCAUCAAUCAAUAAAGAACUCAGGGAGUGCUGUCAGUACCUGGAUUUGAGUUUGGACUCUGCACUGGAGGAAAGCCUUGCUUUGUCAGGUCACCAUAAAUCCAGGAAGCAGGUCCUGCUAAACCUGUCUCCUGGUUUACUGCAGCCAAACAAAACAAAUAUGGACCCCCUUGAUGAUCCUGUUGUGGGGAUCAUCAGGUCCUUGAACAGGAUUAGUUGCCAAGAUCCAGCAAAGGAAAGAGAACGGAGACAAAGGAUAUCUUCUGGUCUGAAUCCUAUCCAGCUUCAGCAGAGACAAGAUUCUGUCAAUGCACCGAGUGUAAAGAGGGGCGCCAGGUUUAUCAGGACUGAUAUCAGGCAUGAGAGAAGGUUCCAGAUUUUUGGACCCGAACCAGAUCAGAGUGCACAGUCUUUUAGCUCCAAAGUUAAUUUGGCGUUGUGGAAAGCCAAUGACAUUCUCCUGCAGCUUGCUGAGGACUUUUAUCGCAGUGAGCGUCUAAGCUGUUUCCAGCUUCUUCCUGACUCCUUGGACCAAUGGAUUGAGAACACGCAGCAGAAGCUGGUGGGAUACCACGAGCAGGCAAGCAGGUUUCUGGACACCAGCAGAGAUGAUGUGGUGAAGCAGCUGUCUGUGUUCGAGGAGCUGCUACUUUUAUCACCUGCAGUUUUGAUCAGUGACCAUGAGCGACAGCAUGGGUCGGGGCUCAGAGAGGAAGUGGCGAGACUCACACAGAAACUGGAGAAGACUCUGGCAGCCAGUGAGAAGGAGAAGAGUGUGAACAUAGGUCAGCUGCGAACGUCUCUCGGGGAGGAUGAGCUGGAGAUGCUGAACAGCAGAGAAGAGCUGAGACAGCAGCAGCUACACAGCACUAUCUCCAGUGCACACCUUGAGCUGCAGGAAUGUGUGAGAGGCAGAGGGGGGGAGUUUGUUACAUCACUGGCUUCUCUGACAGAGAAGCUGCUCCAUCAGAUGAAUGACCUCUUUAGCCCUGCAGAAACUGGUACAGCAACAGCACGACAGCAGACGUGUGGUGCUGUUACUGUAGAAGCAGCAUCUGAAACAGGAAGCAGACCAAGCGCUGAAAAUAGCACAGGUGACCUGCCAUCUUCUCAUACUACGGUAACAACAGUUUCGAUCGCUACAUCCAAGUGGACCCCAGGACAUGUGACUGUUAUGGAGCAAAGAAACACUGCUAUGAAGCGGUUUGAGCAAGUGGUCAAGUUGGAACUGUUGCUCUCAGACGACAUGAAACGAAGACAGCUGAGCGGACAGCAGAGCUGGAACACACACUGGAGACAACAGAUACACUCUCUGAAACUGAUACAGAAGCCAACAUAGCAGCAGCUGACUGAAAGUUUUUGGUGUAGGCUGUGAUGACAUUUACUGCAUUUAAUGUUUGUUAAUAAAACAGAGAAGAAGAAAAA
Molecule: messenger RNA, 4356 nt
Organism: Maylandia zebra (zebra mbuna)
Lineage: Eukaryota; Metazoa; Chordata; Actinopteri; Cichliformes; Cichlidae
Gene: ccdc180
Product: coiled-coil domain containing 180
Source: RefSeq, a predicted model, not a curated record